GCUGAGCCUGCUGGGGCGCCGGGCCCCUCUCCCUGCCCCUCCGCUUGAGGGUCCGGAGGCCGGAGGGAGGCGGGGGGGAAGAUUGGGACCCCUCCUCAGCGGGUGCUGGAGAAGAGGCGGCUGCCGCCGGGCGUCGAUGAGAUAAAGCGGCAAAAGUGGAGCAUCCCCCUGCGGAGCGAGGGACGGAGCAGCCCAGCGCCGGCCAGACGACUGCCGGGACGGGGAAGGGGGCUCGCUCCCCGGGCCAGGCACCGCGGCGGGGUGCCCGGGGAUUGGGGGGGGGGACGGCUCGGCCCGCAGCCCACCCUGCCCCGACGGCUGCCCCCAUGCUGGAUCACCGAGCCAGGAUGGAGAGCGGCAGGAAGGAGAAGGUGGAGCGGAUCCUGUCAGAGUUUCGGCUGAAGGAGGAAGACCUGAAGAAGGUGAUGUACCGGAUGCAAAAAGAGAUGGACCGAGGGCUAAAGCUGGAGACGCACGAGGAAGCCUCCGUCAAAAUGCUGCCCACCUACGUCCGCUCCACACCCGAGGGCUCAGAGGUCGGAGAUUUCCUGUCGCUGGACCUAGGCGGCACCAAUUUCCGCGUGAUGCUGGUGAAAGUGGGCGAGGGGGAGGAAGGGCAGUGGAAGGUGAAGACGAAGCACCAGAUGUACUCCAUCCCAGAGGAUGCCAUGACAGGGACGGCCGAGAUGCUCUUCGACUACAUCUCCGAGUGCAUCUCUGAUUUCCUGGACAAGCACCAGAUGAAGCACAAAAAGCUGCCCCUGGGCUUCACCUUCUCCUUCCCCGUGCGGCACGAGGACAUCGACAAGGGCAUCCUCCUGAAUUGGACCAAGGGCUUCAAAGCCUCUGGUGCAGAAGGGAACAACGUGGUCGGGCUCCUGAGAGACGCCAUCAAACGGCGAGGGGACUUCGAGAUGGACGUGGUGGCGAUGGUGAACGACACGGUGGCCACGAUGAUCUCCUGCUACUACGAAGAUCACCGGUGCGAGGUUGGGAUGAUUGUGGGGACAGGCUGCAAUGCCUGCUACAUGGAGGAGAUGCAGAACGUGGAGCUGGUGGAGGGCGACGAGGGGCGGAUGUGCGUCAACACGGAGUGGGGGGCUUUCGGUGCCUCGGGGGAGCUGGACGAGUUCCUCCUGGAGUACGACCGCGUGGUGGACGAGACCUCACUUAACCCCGGUCAGCAACUCUACGAGAAGAUCAUCGGGGGGAAGUACAUGGGGGAGAUCGUCCGGCUGGUGCUGCUGAAGCUGGUGGACGAGAACCUGCUCUUCAACGGGGAGGCCUCCGAGAAGCUCAAGACCCGUGGGACCUUCGAGACCCGCUUCAUGUCACAAAUCGAGAGCGACUCCGAUGACCGCAAGCAGAUCUACAACAUCCUGACGGCCUUUGAGCUGCUGCCCUCAGGAACGGACUGUGACAUCGUGCGGAUGGUCUGUGAGAGUGUCUCCACCCGCGCCGCCCAGAUGUGCUCGGCCGGGCUGGCCGGCGUCAUCAACCGCAUGCGGGAAAGCCGGAGCCAGGAGACCCUCAAAAUCACUGUGGGGGUUGACGGCUCCGUCUACAAGCUCCAUCCCAGCUUCAAGGACCGCUUCCAUGCCACGGUUCGGCAGCUGACGCCUGGCUGCGACAUCACCUUCAUCCAGUCGGAGGAAGGCAGCGGCCGCGGGGCCGCGCUCAUCUCGGCCGUCGCCUGCAAAAUGGCCUGCAUGAUGGGGCAGUGA
Molecule: messenger RNA, 1724 nt
Organism: Aquila chrysaetos chrysaetos
Lineage: Eukaryota; Metazoa; Chordata; Aves; Accipitriformes; Accipitridae
Gene: GCK
Product: glucokinase
Exons: 10
Coding region: 327-1724 (465 amino acids)
Biological process (GO): regulation of insulin secretion; glucose 6-phosphate metabolic process; glycolytic process
Cellular component (GO): cytosol; mitochondrion
Molecular function (GO): fructokinase activity; glucokinase activity; mannokinase activity
Source: RefSeq, a predicted model, not a curated record